GUAUGGGUUUGGGUAUCUUUGCCAGAACGCUGUCAACACAAAUUCCCAUGAGCUCUUGAUGUCCGUCUCACUGAAGAAAUAUUUCCCCAUCACAACCUCUGACGGAUCUGAACAACAGAGACCUGAAACAAACAUCAGGUAAAGGAUGCACAUCAUCCCCUCCCACCCCUCAUCCUCACAUCCAAACACUGAAUCUCAUCACAAACACCCAACACUCAAAGCUUCAUCGACCUGCAUCACUAUGAGUCCAUCUGUGAUUUAUCACAUCAUACGCAUGAUGUGUUUGGUGGUCUGUGUGUUCGGAUGGCAUGAUUUAGACAACAGUGAAUAUGACUGCUGGCCUCUGGACAAACCAGAUGAACUCAACAUGAUCGACUGUGGAGGUUUGGAAAUGGCGUGGAUUCUCCGUCCUCCAGAGAAGGUUCUGAGCGGUGAAGAGUUCACUGUUAUUUACUCCGUCACAGUCAGAGAUGAGUUUUACCAGUGGGCUGUCAACAAUAAUAUAUUCAUACACAGGUCCAUCACAGACCCAGAUGAAGCCAGAAGAUUCUGUGAGCAUCAUGAAUGUCCCAGCAACUGGAGAGAUGCGAACGGAGAAAACUGCUGCAUCCAUCAUGCCAACAUCCACUCCUGCCCCAUGGGAUUCAUGAAAGAGGCAGAGGAGAGAAUCUGUGGUCCUUGGAUUCCAGAUGAUGGAAAAAUCUUCACUCACACCAUCUCGACUUCUGGAAAAAUGUCCCAGACAAACUGGACUGCAAAGGUGGUGUUGUUUCAUGAGGGCUUGACGUCUCUGAUCGCUCACAUCCGUGUGGGAAACAUGCAGGUCGCACUGGAGGCCAAAAGCUCGGUCUUACCUGCUAUCAUGUGUGGUGAUGGUAUUUGUGAAGAAGAAGAGAGUUGUGCAACAUGUCCUGCAGACUGUGGUGAUUGUCCACUAGGUUCUACUGUACAAGCUGCAAUCGUUCUUACUGUGACCAUCGUCAUCAUCAGCUUCAUCAUCAGUGCUAUGUGGUUUAAAUAUCAGAAACAGAAGCUCUUCUGGGAUGAAAGUUGGAUCAUUGACUUCAAUCAAAUUAAACAAGAUUAUGUUGCCCGGGCGACCAUGGGCAGUAUCAUGAGCGUUCCAGCUGCAAACAGUGACUCCAAUGCCAGUUGUGUGACAGCGCUGAGCUCAUACACGGGUGUUAACACAUCACGAAAACAACUCUACACACACACAGGCAUCUAUGACGGACGAACCGUUGCCAUCAAGAAAAUUAAAUCAAAAACAUUUUCCCUUACAAAGACCAUUCGUCAAGAGGUGAAGCAAGUGAGGGAACUGGACCAUCCCAACCUCUGUAAGUUUUUUGGAGGUUGUGUGGAGGUUCCUAAUGUUGCCAUAAUAAUCGAGUAUUGUCCUAAAGGAAGUCUGAAUGAUGUUCUACUGAAUGAAGAGAUUCCUUUAAACUGGGGCUUCAGAUUCUCCUUUGCUACUGAUAUUGCUCGUGGGAUGUCUUAUCUCCAUCAGUAUAAGAUCUGCCACGGACGCCUUAAAUCAUCUAACUGUGUUAUAGACGACCGCUGGGUUUGUAAAAUCACAGAUUAUUGUCUGUGGGUUUUUCGGCGUGAAGACUCUCCUGAACCUCUCACUACAUAUCAGCAGAGACUGAAGGAGGUCUACACACCACCUGAAGCUCAGAAUGGGGACCAGGAGCCCACUUUAGCCGGAGAUGUGUUCAGUUAUUCAAUAAUCUUACUGGAGAUUGCCACUAGAAAUGACCCAGUACCUGUUGAAGACAGCUCUCUGGAGUGUGCCUGGUGUCCUCCACUGCCUGAAUUGAUUUCGGGUAAAGCUGACAGCACCUGUCCCUGUCCUACUGAGUACGCUGAGCUGAUUCGAAGGUGCCGUGCCCAUAACCCUACCCACCGGCCCACUUUUGAGCAGAUACGCAAGUUUGUCAACAAAAUCAACCCACACAAAGUCAGUCCUGUGGACAUGAUGAUGGAGCUGAUGGAGAAGUACAGUAAACAUCUGGAGGUUCUGGUGGGGGAACGAACACAAGAUUUGAUGCUGGAGAAACAAAAGACAGACCGACUUCUUUACAGUAUGUUGCCCAAACAGGUGGCAGAUGACCUGCGACAGGGCAAACCUUUACAAGCUCAGAGUUACAUCAGUGCCACAGUCUUCUUCAGUGAUAUUGUGGGUUUUACACAGUUGUCCAGCUCAAGCACACCGUAUCAGGUCGUUGACUUCCUCAAUAAACUCUACACAACCUUUGAUGACAUCAUUGACAACUAUGACGUCUAUAAAGUGGAAACGAUCGGUGACGCGUAUAUGGUGGUAUCAGGGGUACCCAGAGAGAACGGGAUCCUUCACGCUUCAGAGAUCGCCAGCAUGGCUCUCGACCUGCUGUCCGUCUGCAAGACCUUCAGAAUCCCCCACAGACCACAAAACCAACUGCAGAUCCGCGCUGGAAUACACUCAGGUCCUGUAGUGGCAGGUGUGGUGGGAACUAAGAUGCCACGCUACUGUUUGUUUGGAGAUACGGUCAACACAGCGUCUCGCAUGGAGUCGAAUAGUGAGGCAUUGAAGAUUCAGUGUAGCUGCAGCACAUUUUACCUGCUGGAAGAGAUCGGUGGCUACACGCUGACCUGUCGAGGUGUGUUACAGGUGAAGGGUAAAGGUGAUAUGGUAACAUACUGGCUUGAAGGGAAACGUGCUGUGGCUCCCAGUAAAGAUUCAAAGAAACCAGUGAUGGUCCAGGAGCCUGACAGAGAGGACUACACCAGUAUCCCAGGAGUCCUCAGCCCAUCUAACAGCACUGAACUCCUGUGUGACCCCAACUAACUGUCCUAGCACUACCGUAAAUGUGUCCUUAUACUGGAGAUUUCUGCUGUUUGAAUGUUUAAUACAAAUGUGUUGUGUUUUAAAACACAGAUCCUCUUCUUAAUCAAUAUUAUUAUCAUUAACUACAGUAGUUUAUAACUGUGACAGUGAAGUUAACUGUAGUUUAACUUAAGGAUGGUGAAGUGUCUGUGAACUCCAGGCUCGCGUGUUUGUAGUCUCGCGUGUUUGUGGCCUUGAGUGUUUUGUAGUCUUCGGUGUUUUGUAGUCUCGGGUGUUUGUGGCCUCAGAUGUUUUGUAGUCUCGGGUGUUUGUAGUCUCGGGUGUUUUGUAGUCUCGG
This is a messenger RNA of Paramisgurnus dabryanus, 3164 nucleotides long. Its product is annotated as atrial natriuretic peptide receptor 1. Gene Ontology annotation, biological process: receptor guanylyl cyclase signaling pathway; cGMP biosynthetic process; intracellular signal transduction. Gene Ontology annotation, cellular component: plasma membrane. Gene Ontology annotation, molecular function: guanylate cyclase activity; peptide receptor activity; protein kinase activity. The record is from RefSeq and is a predicted model, not a curated record. Lineage: Eukaryota; Metazoa; Chordata; Actinopteri; Cypriniformes; Cobitidae.